Molecule: messenger RNA, 1758 nt
Organism: Myzus persicae (green peach aphid)
Lineage: Eukaryota; Metazoa; Arthropoda; Insecta; Hemiptera; Aphididae
Product: insulin-like growth factor-binding protein-related protein 1
Exons: 5
Coding region: 692-1507 (271 amino acids)
Biological process (GO): regulation of signal transduction; regulation of cell growth
Cellular component (GO): extracellular region
Molecular function (GO): insulin-like growth factor binding
Source: RefSeq, a predicted model, not a curated record
UAUAGUAACUCCAUGCAUCUUUUAUCUACUUUUAAAGUUAAAUACAUUUUUAUAUUUCGUAACUCUUUGUCACACACAACUUACGAUUUUGUCAUUAUUAUUAGCGUAAAUGCCUUACACCACGACGUCCUACUUAAACACUACGAAUACGACGAGUAAACGAACGAUUCUACUCGAACUAUCAUGCAUGGUCGAAUAAUUGCUCCCGAUGCCUCCGAUUCGACGAAAUUCAAAAUGUCUAGUUUGUAUUCGUAUUUAUCGUGCUUAACGUCUACCAUAUACGUGUAUUGUGAUAAAAUAAUUAACGAGAUUGGUGAUUUUUUCCUUGUUAUUCCCGGGCGGAAAAUCUCUAAACACGGUGCUGCGGUAUAAGGCUGAACGUAAAUUACUUUGCAGCAACGCAGGAGACGUGGAAACGUCAAAAUACCGGCGUAGGCGAGUCCUUUUCGAACGAGCAUGUUAAUUCCCGUGGGAAACCCACGUACGACGAUGCACAGAGAAUAUUAUCGUGAUCGCUCGUUCGCUGGCGAUAUUAAGAGGGGAGAGGGCUCUGCGGGGUGGGAGAAACCGUCUCGGAGCUCCGCAGGCUCAUCACGUGCCGGAACAACUGCAGUCUAACGUCACUGCCGGAAUUUCGUUGAGUAUAUAUUGUUAUUAUUAUUGUUGUUACUAUUAAUAUUAUUUUAUAAUAAUGGACUGUCGUCGUCGCUUGUCGUGCUCGCUGUUCCGUUUUUGUAGAGCGUUCGCCCUGACCAUGGCGUUGGCGGCCACCGCAUGUGGCGGUGGCGACGUUGGAGGAGGUCCGGUCGUGGCCGAUCCACCACCGCAAUGUCCGGACGACGGAUGCGCCUCUGUCCAGUGUCCCGUCCACGACCCGAACGCUUGUCCGCUGGGCCUGGUGCCGGACGCGUGCGCCUGUUGUCCUUACGGCCUGUGCGGCUUGGGCGAAACGGCCUUGUGCAACGCUGCGGACCGGCCGUGCGCUGAAAACUUGGAGUGCGUCAAGACGGAAGACGUCGGCGGCGGCGUGCAGUACCGGUGCGCGUGCAAGGAAACGGAUCCGGUGUGCGGGUCGGACAAUAGGACGUACUCGAACAUGUGUCAGCUGAACGGGGCGGCGGUCGGCUACAACGGGACGCCGCAACCACUGUGGAUGCAAUACCGGGGACCGUGUCAGUCGGCCCCUUUCAUUAGGUCAGCACCCAAGAACUUGGCUGGUUCCGUCGGGCACACUGUGGUGUUUGAUUGUGAAGUCAAUGGAUAUCCCGUGCCUAGCAUUAGCUGGCGAUUUACGGAUGUAUACGGAAUCACAAAAUGGUUGCCAGGAGACGAUACACUAAUUGCGAUACAGAUCAGAGGAGGACCAGACCGUUUUACCGUCACCUCGUGGGUACAAAUCAUGGAAUUCAAACCCACCGUGCACACGGGAAAUUACACGUGUCUGGGCACUAAUUCGGCGGACGUAGCUACGGCUUCGGCGGUGUUGGACGUCCGAAAGAUGGUCUAGAUGGCUAUACAGAUGAGAACGACAACUCGUCACAACAAUAUUUGUGUUUGUAUUUUUUUUUUUAUUAUUAUUAUGUUAUUGGUAUAAUAGGUAUUUUUUAUAUAUUUUCUACUUCUUUUGAUCAUUCUUUUCCGAUUUAUAAUAUAGAAUACAUUUUUGUAACUCGAAACCUUGAAAUAAUUGUAUUGUUUCCAAUAGCUUCCACAAAAGUUGUGCUUGAUUUGAAAAUAUCAAAAAUUCAUACUUUGUUA